Molecule: messenger RNA, 1167 nt
Organism: Daucus carota subsp. sativus
Lineage: Eukaryota; Viridiplantae; Streptophyta; Magnoliopsida; Apiales; Apiaceae
Exons: 1
Coding region: 1-1167 (388 amino acids)
Source: RefSeq, a predicted model, not a curated record
AUGGCUAAAGAUGCAGAUCUAGACAAGCUAAUGGAAGACCUUGAUAUCACAAAUGAAGAAGAGGAGGAACUAGUAUUUGACGAGGAGUUUGAGGAGACUGGGAAUCGAUUUGAGUUGUGUGUAGUGGGAAGAUUUCUAACAGAGAAGAGUCUGAAUGUUCGAGCAAUGAAAUCUAAACUGGCGGACAUUUGGAGACCGGCUAUGGGGAUUAGUAUUAAAACUUUAACGGCGGGCCUGUAUUUGUUUCAGUUCUUUCAUAAGGAUGACAUGCAGUGGAUGAUGAACAACGGGCCUUGGACGUUUGACAAUGCCAUUCUCGUUACAAACACAAUUCCAGCCGGGGGAGACCCAACAAAAGUUCCACUGAACGAGGUAGAGUUUUGGGUGCAAAUAUAUGAUCUUCCAACUAGUUUCAUGACUGAAGCAGUAGGACGACAAUUGGGAAACUUUUUUGGAAAAUUUGUGUUGUAUGACAGUAGCAACAACUCGAGCAUAUGGAGGGAGUAUAUGAGAUUGAAGAUAAGGCUGGAUGUAAGGAUGCCAUUGAAGAGGAGGAAGAAAAUCUGUAAGCGAGACAGAACUGAGUUUGUUGUUACAUGCAAAUAUGAGAAGCUGGGUGAUUUUUGCUUUCAAUGUGGGGUUCUAUCUCAUACAGAACGAUCAUGCAAAAAAAGGUUGAACGUUGGAAUGGAGGAGGAGGGGAAAGGAUGGGGUGGGUGGCUCAGGGCUCCACCGCGCAGGGGGGUGGCGCAGGGCCGCAGCAAAUGGCUGAGGGAGGAAAACUCGGAAGGUUGGGGCGAGAUUUCAGGGAAGGAUAAGAUCCAAAAUAUUCAAAAUUAUAUUGGAGCGCAUUCAGGGGGAUCUCAGCGAGGAGGACGGGAGGAACUAGAGGAUAAUAUGGAAUCAAAUCUCCAAGGCGGUAUUAUAGGAAGGGAUAAGGAGGGAAACCAAAAAGUAGUUCAAAAUAUUGGGCCUGGGGCUGAAGAGCAGGAUGGGCUGCUUCUUGAGGACAGGAAAAGACAACGAACUGGACCAAAUGAAGUAAUGGACAUGGAUAAAGAGUAUAACAACAAAACAACAGAUUCUGGGCUUUCUAGUUUGGAUUGCACUGAAUCUUCAUCUUCUGUAUUGGCUAAGCUUGCGAGGCAAGCUAGCCAGCGCCAAUGA